Molecule: messenger RNA, 3342 nt
Organism: Onychostruthus taczanowskii (white-rumped snowfinch)
Lineage: Eukaryota; Metazoa; Chordata; Aves; Passeriformes; Passeridae
Gene: GPD2
Product: glycerol-3-phosphate dehydrogenase 2
Exons: 17
Coding region: 139-2307 (722 amino acids)
Biological process (GO): glycerol-3-phosphate metabolic process
Cellular component (GO): glycerol-3-phosphate dehydrogenase (FAD) complex; mitochondrion
Molecular function (GO): glycerol-3-phosphate dehydrogenase (quinone) activity; calcium ion binding
Source: RefSeq, a predicted model, not a curated record
AGGCGGAGCUCGGGGGAGCCUGGCUGGCUGCUGCAGGCGGAGGGCGGGCAGGGAGAGAGCCGCCCUCCCCUCUUCUCCUGGCGCCGGCCGGCAGCAGCCCGCAGAGGGACGCGGGCUCCCGGCGCUCCCGCAUAAAAAAUGGCAUUUCAGAAGGCAGUGAAAGGAACUGCUCUCAUUGGAGGAGGUGCCAUAGCAACAGUUUUUGGCCUCUCUCAAUUUUCUCAGCAUAGAAACAAACACGGCGCCUUGGUGCAGGUUCGGGCUGAGGAAGGUGUUCCCAGCAGGAAGGACCAUCUCCCCAGCAGAGAGCAGCAGCUUGCGGCCCUGCAGAGCAGCGGGGAAUUCGACGUGCUCGUCAUCGGCGGGGGAGCCACGGGCUGUGGCUGUGCCCUGGAUGCAGCCACCAGAGGACUAAAAACAGCCCUUCUAGAAAGAGAUGAUUUCUCAUCGGGGACCAGCAGCAGGAGCACUAAAUUGAUCCAUGGUGGAGUGAGGUACCUCCAGAAGGCCAUCAUGAGGCUGGAUUUCGAGCAGUACAGGAUGGGGAAGGAGGCCCUGGAGGAGCGUGCACACCUGCUGCAGAGCGCGCCCCACCUCUCAGCUGCGCUGCCCAUCAUGCUCCCCAUCUACAAGUGGUGGCAGUUGCCAUACUACUGGAUGGGGAUCAAGCUGUAUGACCUGGUGGCGGGCAGCCAGUGCCUGAAGAGCAGCUAUGUCCUGACCAAGGACCGGGCCCUGGAGCUGUUCCCCAUGCUGCGCAGGGACAAGCUGGUGGGAGCCAUUGUCUACUACGACGGACAGCACAACGACGCGCGCAUGAACCUGGCCAUCGCCCUGACCGCCGCCCGCUACGGCGCUGCCACCGCCAAUUACACCGAGGUGCGGCACCUGCUCAAGAGCACGGACACGGGCCGCGUCUGCGGGGUGCGCUGCAGGGACGUGCUCACCGGGAAGGAGUUCGAUGUCAGAGCCAAGUGUGUUAUCAAUGCCACGGGACCUUUCACAGACUCAGUCCGCAAAAUGGAUGAUCAGGAGGUGCCCAACAUCUGUCAGCCCAGCGCAGGCGUGCAUAUCGUGAUGCCUGGUUAUUACAGCCCUGACAACAUGGGGCUGCUGGACCCGGCCACCAGCGACGGCAGAGUGAUCUUCUUCCUGCCCUGGGAGAAGAUGACGAUCGCCGGGACCACGGACAGCCCCACGGAUGUCACCUCCCACCCCAUCCCCACGGAGGAGGACAUCAACUUCAUCCUGAGCGAAGUGCGCAACUACCUGGGCCCAGACGUGGAAGUGAGAAGAGGAGAUGUGCUGGCAGCCUGGAGCGGCAUCCGGCCCCUGGUGACCAACCCCGACUCCAAGGACACCCAGUCCCUGUCCCGGAACCACGUGGUGACCAUCAGCGACAGCGGCCUCAUCACCAUUGCAGGUGGGAAGUGGACGACCUACCGUGCCAUGGCACGGGACGCCAUCGACGCGGCCGUGCGCAAGCACAACCUGCAGGCAGGCUCCUGCAGGACCAUGGGGCUGCAGCUGGAGGGGGCCCAGGACUGGAGCCCCACGCUCUACAUCAGACUGGUCCAGGACUACGGGCUGGAAAGUGAGGUGGCUCAGCACCUGGCUUCCACCUAUGGGGACAAGGCUUUUGAGGUGGCCAAAAUAGCCCAGGUGACAGGGAAGAGGUGGCCUAUUGUUGGGAAACGUCUGGUGUCUGAAUUUCCUUACAUUGAAGCUGAGGUGGUGUACGGGGUGAAGGAGUACGCCCGCACCGCCGUGGACAUCAUCUCGCGGCGCACCCGCCUGGCCUUCCUCAACGUGCAGGCUGCCGACGAGGCCCUGCCCCGCAUCGUGGACAUCAUGGCCAAGGAGCUCAACUGGUCUGAGCAGAAGAAGAAGGAAGAGCUUGAAACAGCGAAAACAUUCCUGUACUAUGAAAUGGGCUACAAGGUGAAAACAGAUCAAUUAACAGACAGCUCUGAGAUCAGCCUGGUGCCUUCAGACAUCGAGAGGUACAAGAAGCGGUUCCGCAUGUUCGACAAGGACAAGAAGGGCUUCAUAACCAUCCUGGACGUGCAGCGCGUGCUGCAGAGCAUCAGCGUGCAGAUGGACGAGAACACCCUCCACGAGAUCCUCAACGAGGUGGACCUCAACAAAAACGGGCAGGUGGAGCUCAACGAGUUCCUGCAGCUGAUGAGCGCCAUCCAGAAGGGCCGCGUGUCGGGCAGCAGGCUGGCCGUGCUGAUGAAGAGCGCCGAGGAGAACCUGCGGCGCCGCCAGGCCAUCCCCGUGGACCGCAGCGGCGGCGGGCUCUGAGCCUGGGGGCAGCUCCCCCUAAGGACUGCGUGUGUGUGUCCCGGCCUUCGUGGCUCCCUUUCUGCUCGGGCCUGGCCGGCCUGUGCGGCCCGAGCCCGGGGGGCAGGCUGCAGGGCUCUGGGGGCACGCUCAGCACGGCCUGCCCCGGCCGCUCACGGCUGCAUCGCCUUCUGCUUCGGAGCACAGUGCUCACAGUGAGUCCUGCCCUGGCCAUUAACGUCUGCAUCUCCUUCAGAGCAUGCCAUGCUCACAGUGAGUCCUGCCCCGGCCAUUCAUGUUUGUAUCACCUUCAGAGCAUGCCAUGCUCAGAGUGAGUCCUGCCCUGGCCAUUCACAUCUGCAUCGCCUUCUCCUUCAGAGCAUGCCAUGCUCAGAGUCCUGCCCCGGCCAUUCAUGUUUGUAUCCCCUUCAGAGCAUGCCAUGCCACAGUGAGUCCUGCCCCAGCCAUUCAUGUUUGUAUCACCUUCAGAGCAUGCCAUGCCACAGUGAGUCCUGCCCCGGCCAUUCAUGUUGGCAUCUACUUCACCUUCAGAGCAUGCCAUGGUCAGAGUCCUGCCCCGGCCAUUAAUGUUUGUGUCACCUUCAGAGCAUGCCAUGCUCACAGUCCUGCCCCAGCCAUUCAUGUUUGUGUCACCUUCUGAGCAUGCCAUGCUCAGAGUCCUGCCCCAGCCAUUCAUGUUUGUAUCACCUUCAGAGCAUGCCAUGCUCACAGUGAGUCCUGCCCUGGCCAUUAAUGUUUGUAUCACCUUCAGAGCAUGCCAUGCUCAGAGUGAGUCCUUCCCUGGCCAUUCACGUUUGCAUCUCCUUCACCUUCAGAGCAUGCCAUGCUCACAGUGAGUCCUGCCCCAGCCAUUAACGUUUGUAUCUCCUUCAGAGCAUGCCAUGCUCAGAGUGAGUCCUUCCCUGGCCAUUCAUGUUGGCAUCUCCUUCAGAGCAUGCCAUGCUCAGAGUGAGUCCAGGCCCGGCCAUUAAUGUUUGUAUCACCUUCAGAGCAUGCCAUGCUCGGAGUGAGUCCUGCCCCAGCCAUUCAUGUUGG